Ascoidea rubescens DSM 1968 is the source of this 595-nucleotide messenger RNA. RefSeq lists its product as uncharacterized. NCBI's taxonomy places the organism in Eukaryota, Fungi, Ascomycota, Saccharomycetes, Ascoideales, Ascoideaceae. The coding region runs from base 94 to 432 and encodes 112 amino acids. The transcript has a single exon. The record is from RefSeq and is a predicted model, not a curated record.
GUAACUAUCUUAUCAUCAAUUGAUUAAUAUUCAUUCGCUCCGAUUAUUUAAAGGAUACUCAAAUUACAAAAAAACUUGGAUCAAUUGUCGAAAAUGAAAUUUACUAGUGUUUUAUUAGGUGCUUUGGCUGCUACUUUAGCUUCUGCUAAAUAUUCCAAUACUACUAUCACAGAUAUUGGCACUACUGUCAUCACUGUCACUUCUUGUGAAAGUGUUACAGUCUGCUCCGAGGUUCCAGUUACCACUGGUGUUACUGUCGUUACCACUACCAUUCAGGGUACAGUUACUGUUUAUACAACCUUUUGCCCAUUACCAACAGAGACUUCAGUCCCAACCAUUUCUAUUCCUGAAGUUGAGACUGCUAAUGUUGGUGCCAAAGCUGCUUUCGGUUUAGGUUCUUUUUUUGGUGCAGCUGGUUUACUAUUAUUAUAAUAAACGAUUUAUUUUGAAAGGAGGGUUUUUUAAAGGAUUUUUUUAUAGGUUCAUUAAUUUUUGGAUUUUAAAUUUGUUUGAAGCAAACUUAUGGUUUAAAAAUAAUUUUUUAUAUACAUAUUUUUAAUUAGACAAAUAAAGGGUAUUUAUAAUUUACUUCAAG